AGAAUUUGGCUUUGAUGGGCACUGAGUAGCAGUGCUGGAAGAAGAGAAAGAACAGUGAGAAGGUUGCCCGAAAGCAGAAGACUCUGGAAUAAAGUUGGUCUUCCUUCCAUAUCCCCAUGUCUUUGAGCUGGCUGCCAUAGUAGGCAGGGAUCUUAAGGCCACUCUGAAAAUGACAAUAGGCACGUGUUGUUAACUAGUGGAAUGAAUCUCAGGUAUUUGUUUUGAAGACCAAUUUGAUGAAGAGGUUGACUUGCAUGAUUAGAAGUUCUGUGGAAAGUGGAGUUUGAGACUGGAUGAAUUGGGCAGCAGAACCCACAGGGGAAAGAAGCUCAGUCAUAUAAGAUCAUCAAUUUUGCUCCAAGUCUACUGCAAAUCAUAGUAUCAGAUCAAGUUGAAUUUCCAGUGCGUCAAGCAGCUGCCAUUUACCUGAAGAACAUGGUGACACAGUACUGGCCGGACCGUGAACCACCUCCUGGAGAAGCAGUAUUUCCAUUCAACAUUCAUGAAAAUGAUCGUCAGCAGAUUCGUGAUAACAUUGUAGAAGGAAUAAUUCGUUCUCCUGACUUAGUGAGAGCCCAGCUGACAAUGUGCCUCCGUGCUAUCAUUAAACAUGACUUUCCUGGCCAUUGGACAGCCGUGGUGGACAAGAUAGGCUACUACUUGCAGUCUCAGAACAGUGGGAGUUGGCUCGGGAGCCUCCUGUGCCUCUAUCAGCUGGUGAAGACUUAUGAAUACAAAAAAGCAGAGGAACGAGAUCCUCUCAUAGCAGCAAUGCAAAUAUUUUUGCCUCGGAUUCAGCAGCAGAUGAUCCAGCUUCUGCCUGAUAACUCCCAUUACUCUGUACUGCUUCAGAAACAAAUCUUAAAAAUCUUCUAUGCUCUUGUUCAGUAUGCAUUGCCGCUCCAGUUGGUGAAUAACCAGACUAUGACUCAGUGGAUGGAGAUCUUCCGUACUAUCAUUGAUAGAAAUGUACCUCCGGAGACUUUGCAAAUUGAUGAAGAUGAUAGACCCGAGCUGGUGUGGUGGAAAUGCAAGAAGUGGGCAUUGCAUAUUGUAGCUCGUCUUUUUGAACGGUAUGGAAGUCCUGGAAACGUAACUAAAGAAUACUUUGAAUUCUCAGACUUUUUUUUAAAAACCUAUGCUGUGGGCAUACAACAGGUUCUCUUAAGAAUCUUAGACCAAUACAGGCAAAAAGACUAUGUUGCGCCACGUGUUCUUCAGCAAACAUUAAAUUAUCUGAACCAAGGGGUUAUUCACUCUGUAACAUGGAAACAAAUGAAGCCACACAUACAGAGUAUAACAGAAGAAGUGAUAUUCUCUCUAAUGUGCUACAAAGAUGAGGAUGAAGAGCUCUGGCAAGAGGAUCCAUAUGAAUAUAUCCGCAUGAAAUUUGAUGUAUUUGAGGAUUAUGCAUCCACUACAACAGCAGCACAGAAUCUCCUUUAUACUGCUGCGAAGAAGAGAAGAGAGGUGUUACCAAAAAUGAUGGCAUAUUGCUACCAGAUUCUGACAGAGCCAAACAUUGAUCCAAGGAAAAAGGAUGGAGCUUUGCAUGUUAUAGGAUCCCUAGCAGAUAUUUUAUUGAAGAAGAGUGUCUUCAAGGAUCAAAUGGAGCUGAUGUUACAGAAUCACGUAUUUCCAUUGUUCAUGUCUAACCUGGGGUACCUCAGAGCUAGAUCCUGUUGGGUACUUCAUUCAUUCAGUGCUUUGAAAUUUCACAAUGAGCUAAACUUGAGGAAUGCAGUAGAAUUGGCAAAGAAGAGCCUGAUCGAUGAUAAGGAAAUGCCUGUCAAAGUAGAAGCAGCCAUAGCUCUUCAGACAUUAAUAAGCAACCAAGAGCAAGCCAAGGAAUAUGUGAAGCCUUAUGUACGGCCAGUUAUGCAAGAGCUCUUGCACAUUGUUAGAGAGACGGAAAAUGAUGAUCUUACUAAUGUAAUCCAGAAGAUGAUCUGUGAAUACAGUCAGGAAGUAGCUACUAUCGCCGUUGACAUGACGCAACACCUGGCUGAAAUAUUUGGUAAAGUACUUCAGAGUGAAGAAUAUGAGGAAGUAGAGGACAAAACGGUUAUGGCCAUGGGCAUCUUGCACACAAUUGACACUAUCCUGACAGUUGUGGAAGAUCACAAGGAGAUAACUCAACAGCUGGAGAGCAUUUGUUUACAGAUCAUUGGCCUUGUUUUGCAGAAACACGUUAUAGAGUUUUACGAAGAAAUUCUCUCCUUGGCCUACAGCUUGACAUGCCAGAUGAUUUCACCUCAAAUGUGGCAGCUUUUAGGUGUUCUAUAUGAGGUUUUCCAGCAGGAUUGCUUUGAGUACUUUGCAGAUAUGAUGCCUCUAUUGCAUAAUUAUGUGACCAUUGACACUGAUACUUUACUGUCUAACCCAAAGCAUUUAGAAAUCAUUUAUGCUAUGUGUAAAAAGGUAUUAACAGGAGAUGCAGGAGAAGAUGCAGAGUGCCAUGCAGCCAAACUCCUAGAAGUAAUUGUUCUUCAAUGCAAAGGACGGGGUAUUGACCAGUGUAUUCCACUGUUUGUGGAGGCUGUUCUGGAGCGAUUAACUAGAGGAGUUAAAACAAGCGAGCUUCGUACCAUGUGUCUUCAGGUUGCCAUAGCUGCACUCUACUACAAUCCUGACCUACUUCUGCACACUUUAGAGAACAUCAGAUUUCCACACAAUCCUGAGCCCAUUACUGCGCAGUUCAUAAACCAGUGGAUGAAUGACACAGACUGUUUUCUUGGACUCCAUGACAGAAAGAUGUGUAUAAUAGGACUGAGCAUCCUAAUGGAAUUGCAGAACCGACCGCCUGCAGUGGAUGCUGUGGCUGCCCAGAUUGUCCCUUCAAUCCUCCUCCUCUUCCUGGGCUUAAAACAAGUUUGCGCUUCAAGAGAACUCACAGAACAUGAGGAUCAUGCUAAAGAUGAAAAACACGUUGCAGAAGAUAAUGAAGAGAUACCGAGUGAUGAGGAGGAGACAAAUGAAGUGAGCCAGGCGAUGCAAGAGAACCAUGGUGGAGGAGGAGGAGGAGGUGGUGGUGGUGGUGGAGGAGGUGGAGAGGAGGAGGAUGAAGAUGAUGAUGAUGAUGACUGGGAUGAAGAUGCAUUGGAAGAGACUGCUCUUGAAGGGUUCAGCACACCUCUUGACCUUGAAAAUGGUGUUGAUGAAUACCAGUUUUUUACACAAGCACUUCUAGCGGUGCAGAGCCGAGAUGCAGCCUGGUACCAUUCACUGACAGAACCGUUGAGUGAGGAUCAGAAGAAACAGCUGCAGGAAAUUUAUACAUUAGCAGAACACCGGCGAAAUGCUGCAGAGACUAAGUCAAUAGAACAACAAAGUGGCUACACAUUUGACAACAAAGGACUGAUCACAGCAUUUAACUUUGUUGGAAGUACUCCUGGUGGCAACUGAAGGAUCAGCUACAAAGGUCAAUGGGAAGGGUCUCAUCAUUACAUUUUCUUGAAAUCAUCGUGACUUCUGAGUGAUAGGGGAGGGUGAUUUAAUGCUGCUGAAGGUUUUCUGGAAAAUAGCAGUGUGCUUCCCCCACCAGAAUGCUCUUUCUAACCAGCUACUGUAAUGUACAAAUUCUUGUGGUGUUUUUAUAAUUUGAUGGACUGAAAGGAAACAUUUGUCCUCAAGGAACCUGAAUGACUGGGAGGGGCCAGGCUGCAUCUAAUUGAGUUGCACUUCUCAGGUUUUUGCUGUGCAGAAUUGAUAGAUUCAUAUGGAUAACAGUGCCUUCUGUUGUACAUGGAUUGCCUGAACAAAUGGAUUUUGGAGUGCAUUAUAAUUUUUUAAGUGUAAGGACAUUUCUUGAUACACUGUAAGCCUUGGUUCCAUGUUUUCCAGUCGCCUGCUUUUUACUACUCGGUUUAAUUGUUCGUUGGUUGCGUACACAUUGCUGGAUUCAGAAUAUUAUCUCAUCUUCCCUAUUUGGUGCAGACCAAAUGUGUAGAGGGAGGUGUCUGUUGGAGUUGUAAAGCAUACACUGGUUACGUCAAAGGGUCUUAACAAAAUUGCAGAUUUUCCCUUGAUGCAGUAGUCUUAAAUUAUUUCUCCUAGCCAUGAAAUCAACUCGCUUGAGUUAUGAUGGCACACAUGGCAGGUGGCUACCCUAAAUCCACAUUGAUAUUACCUCUUGCCUGGACAAGUGGUGUGGCCCUCGCAUGUAGAUGUUCUACAUGACAACUUUUUAUUUCCACUAUUUUUGAUGAAUAUUGGAUUUUACUUGGGAUUCUAUAAAUGUCUUUUCUGGUUUUAUUCAUUCAUUACCAUUCCAGUGGUAGUACUGAAUAAUGUGGUACAAAAUAUUUACAAUAUUUUAUUUAUCUUAAUAGAAAAAAACAGCUCCAAACUUAUUUCUUCUUACUCCUACACUUUUGUGAUUGAAUUUCUGGUCUGCAUUCCAUUUGGCUGUUCUUGUCCCAUGCUGAAAUUUCAUUAUCUGCCAGAUUUUUUCCUAAAUUUCAAAGACUGGUUUCUCAUAAACUGAAACACAUAUAACAAGGUGUCUGUAAAUAUGUUUAUUUAGUGAUAAACUGAUAGCAGUACUAAUUUGAAUAGGUGCCCCUCCUUUAGAUCUAUUUGGAUCGCAGUGGUGUGGCCAAAAUAAGUAGGGGUGCUUUACAAUGUGAGGUUUGGAUUGGAGAUAAAAUAUUUAGACCAGAUUUUGUCUCUAUGUGUUAAUUUCUUUAUGACUUAAAAAAUAUUUAUGAAGCAGUUUUAAGCACAUACUGAUAAUGUAUUUCUUUUAGAGCAGUGCCCCAACUGAAAAGUCGAAGUCUUUCCCAUCCCCCAUCAAAUUUUCAAUGACUGGAGCGAAUUAUGGAUUGCUGGCCCUACACUGUGCUGAAGCUUUCAUUUUUUGUAUGUCAGAGUAAUUAUAAUUCAGUCUGAUACAUCUGAAGUGCUCUGCGCCUUGGCUUCUGGAAAAGGCCAAAGUGUCUUUGCCUGUUCCUUGCCCCAUCCCCUGGAAUUUUCUCAGCCUGGCAGCUGUGGGGCAGAAGGUUCCCUGCUGCCUUCCUUUUUCCUGCACUCUUGUGUCAGACUCUCUCUGGUGCUGUUCU
This is a messenger RNA of Haliaeetus leucocephalus (bald eagle), 5060 nucleotides long. RefSeq names its product importin 8 (gene IPO8). Gene Ontology annotation, cellular component: nuclear envelope; cytosol. The transcript is spliced from 25 exons. The record is from RefSeq and is a predicted model, not a curated record. Gene Ontology annotation, biological process: protein import into nucleus. Gene Ontology annotation, molecular function: small GTPase binding. NCBI's taxonomy places the organism in Eukaryota, Metazoa, Chordata, Aves, Accipitriformes, Accipitridae. Bases 436 to 3405 code for a protein of 989 amino acids.